Messenger RNA from Papilio xuthus (Asian swallowtail), 969 nucleotides. NCBI's taxonomy places the organism in Eukaryota, Metazoa, Arthropoda, Insecta, Lepidoptera, Papilionidae. The record is from RefSeq and is a predicted model, not a curated record.
UGAGUAUCAAAAAUUGAAAAGCAACCAAUGACAAGCAAAACCGGCAAGCCUCAACCACUCUACCCUGUGUCAAAAAGUAUUGUGUGGUUGACUUAUAUUUUACUGUAUUCAAGUUUUUGUUAUUCUAUUCAAAGAGCUUAUUGCUAGAAAGUGAUAUAAAAAUGGCUCGUGAAAGUAGUGCUGGCUUUGACAGGCAUAUUACAAUUUUUUCCCCUGAAGGCAGACUUUAUCAAGUCGAGUAUGCACUAAAGGCGAUCAACCAGGGUGGACUGACGUCUGUAGCGCUGCGCGGUGCUACAGCUGCUGUGGUGGCGGCGCAGCGCAAGGUUCCCGACCGCCUGCUCGACCCCACCUCUGUAACACACCUGUUCCCCCUCACCGAACACAUCGGCUGCGUUAUGACCGGCAUGAUUGCGGACAGCAAGUCGCAGGUGGCGCGCGCGCGCUACGAGGCGGCCAACUGGCAGUACAAGUACGGCUGUGAGGUGCCCGCGCACGUGCUGUGCCGCCGCGUCGCAGACAUCUCGCAGGUGUACACGCAGAAUGCGGAGAUGCGGCCCCUCGGCUGCAGCAUGAUGCUGAUCGCGUACGACCCGGAGACGGGGCCGGCGGUGUACAAGACGGACCCCUCUGGCUACUACUGCUCCUACAAGGCUGUAGCAGCGGGCGCCAAGGCCACCGACGCCAACGCCUACCUCGAGAAGAAGCUGAAGAAGCGAGCGGCGCUGGGCACGGAGGAGGCGGUGCAGCUGGCGGUGGGGUGCCUGGCGCAGGUGCUCGCUGUCGACUUCAAAGCCGCCGACAUCGAGAUCGGCCUCGUCACCAAGGAAGACCCGCGCUUCCGAGUGCUGUCGGAGGCGGAGAUCGACAAACAUCUCACCGCCAUCGCAGAGAAGGACUGAACAUGCCUGGAAUCCUUUAUUGUCUACCAUCUAUAUUAAUAAUUUUUAAUAAAUAAUACAAACAACA